GACUCAAAUUACCCAAGAUUCCAUAUUUCAACAUGGUAUCAGUUUCAUAAAGUUUUUAUAGUAAUAGAACAAAGACAGUCAUAAAUCCAAGUCCCCACCCCCCCCCCUUUUUUUUCUAGACAAGGUCUCAUGGUGUGGUUCUGGCUGGCUUGUAACUCAUAGAGAUCCACCUGCUUCUGCCUCUUGAAUGCUGGAAUUAAAGGCUUGAGCCAGCAUUCAUUUUUUCCCCCACAGCAAUCUUAAGCUCCAUAAAAUCCAGCUGUAGUCUUAAGCUGGGGGUGGUGGCAAAUGUCUUUAAGCCCAGCACAUAGGAGGCAGAGGCAGCAAGACCUUUGUGAGGUCAGUUUGAGGUCAGCCAGGGCCACAUUAGUGAGUUUUUCGAGACAGGGUUUUUCUGUGUUGCCCUGGCUGUCCGGGACCCAGGCUGGGAUCUGCCUCCUAUGUACUGUGAUCACACCAUGUGCAUACACCACCAAGCAUGGCUUACACACAGUAGUCCUUAAUUUUAUUUUAUGUAUGUUUUCCUAAGUGCAUGUAUGUGUAUUACACGUGCACAGGUAGGCACAGAAGCCAAAUCUCCAUGGAAAUGGAUUUACAGAUGGUUGUGACGUAUCCAAUAUGGAUUGUGAGAACCAAACACAGGUCUUCUACAAGAGGAGAAAGUGGUCAUAACUGCUGAACCACCUCUCCAGUCACUCAAGGCAUUUUAAAAAUACACUGGGAGAAACGUUUGCUUGCUGGAUGGUGUUAAUGAAGAUCUUUAAUCUCGGCGCUUGGGAGGCAGAGGCUGGAGGAUCUCUGUGAGUUUGAGGCUAGCCUGGUCUAUAGAGCAAGUUCCAGACAGCCAGGACUACACAGAGAAACCCUGUCUCAAAAAACCAACCCAGGGGUUGGGGAUUUAGCUCAGUGGUAGAGUGCUUGCCUAGCAAGUGCAAGGCCCUGGGUUCGGUCCUCAGCUCCGGGGGAAAGGGGGGAAGGGGGAACAACCCAACCCAACCCAACUGAACCAUCUGCUUCACAGCUUAAAGGAGAGCAGUAAAGUCUGCUACAGGUCUCAGGGGUUACCUGCGCAGUCCCAGCUUCUGGGUCAGUAGAAGCUAAGGAUCUGUUUGUACAGCUCAAAAGGAUUUACAUUAGGUUACACACAGAGAUAGGCAAUAAAUUGUUGUUCAGGGGCUAAGACAGCAAGGAAAUUUGGCUCAGGGCCUGUUUAUUUCUACUUUCCACAGUUGAAAUUCUGGUCAGUCAAUCCAUCUUAUAGAAUGUUUAAUGCAGGUGUGGCUCCUUUUUUCUUCUUCUGGGGACUUUAGUUAACAUUGUACAAGAUCUUCAAUGGAGAUGGGUGAUCAGAUAUUGCUUUUGCUGACCCAGUAUUCAUUCUGCAGUCCCCAGAUCAAGGAGUAAUUUCCACUUGUGUUAGUUAAUAUUUUAUUUAUUAUGUAAUAUUGUGGUGCACACCUUUAAUCCCAGCACUUAGGAGGCAGAGGCAGGCAGAUCUCUGCAUGAGGCCAGCUUCUGUGAGUUCAAGAAAACCCUGUCUUGAAGCUCACUAAACCCCACCCCAAUUUUUUUUUUUACUAUUAUUUUUAUAUGACUUAAGCUAAUGUGGUGAGUCCUUUGAUUGGUGUAGACAAAGUAACUGAAAAUCUUCUGGAAGCAGUGCACCACUUUGUUGUGGAGUAUUACUUUAACAACAUAAAGGAGUUAUGUUUGCUUAUGCUGCAUUUAAUUAUGUAAAGAUGUGUUGCUGUUUCACUUGCUUGCCUAAGGUACCUGAUUGGUCUAAUAAAAACCUGAACGGCCAAUAGCUAGGAAGGAGAGGGAUAGUCAGGGCUAGCAGGCAGAGAGAAUACAUAGGAGGGAAAUCGAGGCUCCAGAGAGAAGAGGACGAGGGAGAAAGAGAGGGAGACAUUUGGGGCCAGAAGCCAGGCAGCUGCCAGCCAGCCAGCCAUGGAAUAGAACACACAGAAAGAAAAGUAAAAAGGCCCCAAGACAAAAUAUAGAUGAAAAGAAACAGGACAGCUUAAGUUAAAAGCGCUAGUGAGACAAGCAUAAGAUAAGACCAUACAUUCAUAACUAAUAUUAAGUCUCCAUGUCAUGAUUUGGGAGCUAGUUGGUGGACCAAAAGAAAGCCUGCUACACCACUCUAGAUGCCAUUAAGAAAUUGUGGGAUUCUUGGGAGGAGCUAAAACUAUUAUUAUGAGAAUUUGGAAGAUGUUAAUUCUAGUCUUCAUGUGUCAGUUUGAGGUUUCAAAACUUCAAUGUAGUCAGUAAACGCUGAUGUGGUCAAGUAGCAGGGGAGCUAGCAGUGGAGUCUAGGAUUGGACAGAAUUUCUACUAAUAGAUUAGCAAAGAAAGGGGUUUCUUUCUUUAAAAUUAAUUUAUACUUUUUGCCUCCCAUAAGCACAUAGGGAGUGGCACUAUUAGUAGAUGUGACCUUGUUGGAGGAAGUGUGCCACUGUGGGGGUGGGCUUUGAGGUCUCAUAUAUGUUCAAGAUAUGCCCAGUGUCUCAGACCACUUCCUGCUGCUUGUGGGACAAGAUGUAGGAGACUCAGCUCCUUCUCCAGCACCAUCUCUGCCUGCUCGUCACCAUGUUGCACCAUGAUAAUGGACUAAACUUGAGAACGUAAGACACCCCAAUCGAAUGUUUUUCCUUUGUAAGAGUUGUCAUGGUGUCUCUUUACAACAAUAGAAACCCUAACCAAGACAUCACUAUCAUAAAGGUGGGUUUCUCAGGGCAAGUUUCAUUCAUUGUAGUCUGGAUGUGCUGAACCCUACGAUUUCUCCCAAUGUAGAAAAUUUGACUAUAUAAGUUGUGGCAGUGGGGACUGCAUUUGUACUGUCCCUUACAAAAAAUAAAAUACUUUUAAAAUUACAUUUAAGUAUUAUUUUUUGGGGGUGGGGUGGGGGAAACGGGCACAUCCACAUGCCAUGGUACACAUGUGGCAGUCGGAGGACAACUCACAGGCAUCAGUUCUCCUCUUCUACCAUGUGGGACAUGGGGAUCAAACUCAGGCCAUCAGGCUUGGUGGCAUGAACCUUUACCUGCUGAACCACCUCACUAUCUGUUGUUUAGCAGUUUCUUCCGUGAUUUGAUUUCAAAUGGGGCAGUUCAUUCAGACACAGGAUGUUUACAGGGAGCUGAAACAAUAAGAUGGAGGUGAAACUCCAUCCUGCAGGGAAGUUUAUUAAUCUCAGGAAGGAAACAACUCAAAUAGCCUCAGGAAGUCCCUUAAACCAGUAAGAUUCACUAGGCUCCUCCCUCCCCAAAUGUGUAGAUAAGCAGCAGAGACUACUGAGAGACAUUCUUAGACAAGACAAGCUGCCUAGAACAGAGGUUCUCAGCUUGUGGGUUGAGACCAUCUGAGACACCUCUCAGUAGCAAAAUUACAGUUAUGAAGUAGCAACAAAAAUUAAUGUUUGGUUGGGGAUUCCUUCUUCCUUUUAUUUUUUAUUUUUAGCCUGGUGUGAUCGGACACGGGACGGUCUGGGAAUUGAAUCCAGGUCCUCUGGAACAUCAGUCAGUGCUCUUAACCGCUGAGCCAUUUCUCUCCUCUCAUGGUUGGGGAUUCCUAAGACCACUGGAAAUAUGUAUUUUCUGAGGGUCACAACCCACAGGUUGAGAAAUGCUGGCCUAGGAGAAUCCCAGACAAGGAACAUUGCUUAGAAGAAGCAGAGACCGGCCAAGCUGCCUGGAAGACAUUUAGAACAACUGAACUACCUGGAAAGGACAUUCUCCAAGCUGUUGAGUGGCCUACAGUCUCUGCAGUGUGCCCCAGGCUUCCAGCUUUUGUGAACUGUCUCCCAUGGUGGGGUGGGAUUUUGGUAAUAUAGCUCUCUUUGAGUUAUUUCUGGUCCUGUAAAUAACUCUAAUUAAAUUCUGAUGUUCAUCAACUUGGACUUUGGUGGUAUCCUUAUUUUGUUCUGCCAUUGUUCCUCAUCUGGUGAGUAGACAUUUGUUCAUGUCUGUCCCCAGGAAUAGUCACACAACAUCAUCCCAGAAAGCAGUUUCUUAAAAUGGAUUCUGUUUCUGGUGAAGAUGCUAAAAACACUACCAAAAUGACAACUAAGGAUUCAGAAUAUUAGAUAAUCUGUUGUCAGUGCUUUCCUUGGUCAUUGUGAUCAAAUACAGGACAAGAGGCAAAUUAACGGAGGUAAGGUUUAUUUGGGGCACAUCUUGGCACGCAAGGCAUGGUAGUGGGAGUCACUCUUGGCUGCAGCAGAAGUAUGAGGCUACUGGCUCAGGUCUAAGCAGAUCAGGAAGCAGACACGACAGGAAGCAGGGCUGGGCUAUAAAUAUGAAGGCUUGCUCCACCCCCUCAACCAGCACUUCCUCUAGCUAAGCCCUGCCUUCUAAAUGUUCUGUAACAUCUCAAAACAGCAUACUAGCUGGGGACCGAGUGCUCAAACAUCUGAACUUGUGGGGAGCAUUUUACACCCAAAACUCAGUACUUGCUAAAGCAGCAGCAAGGUUCUACUGUGAGCAAAAUGCUAUCAGAGAGUAUCGCAUGUUACAGGAUGGGGAGGUGGCUCUGUGGGUAAAGUGCUUGCUGUGAAAACACGAGGACCUGGGUUUGGAUACCCGCAUAUAACACUGAGUCCAACCCAGAAUUCCAGGUAAGGACUUCCAGACCCAUUCUGCCUACUCACCUGCCUAACAGCCACACGAAGCGCACUGUGCUGCCCAGUGUGCAUAGAGUUUAACACAGAUCUCCAUUCCACCCAUCUGCCUACUAACCAUGAUGCUCCAUUACUGUAUGAAAGAUGACCUGGUACUCCAGGUGUAGAUCCCCAGAGCCGGUUUGCUACCAUACCUACAUCAAGAUACCUCGGGACCAUGUGACAUGUUGUGUGUCUGACCCAAGAUAAAGACUCCAGUGUGGUCUCUACUCAACCCACCCCCCGUUGGAGGAAGUUGUGGCAUCUUGUGCCCCACAACCAAAGAGCACUGCCCACUUCAAAUGUGACCCCACCCCCUGCCACCCAAAGACCACCUGCAGAAGCCAGCAAGCCCUCUACAGACUUGAUGAUCAGCAGUACGAACCUUAUAAGCCUACAGAAGGGGGCUGGAGAGAUGGCUCAGCAGUUAAGAGCACUGGCUGUUCUUCCAGAGGACCAAGGUUCAAGUUCCAGCACCCACGUAGUGGCUCACAACCAUCUAUAACUCCAGUUCCAAGGGAUCUGACACCCUCUUCUGGCCUCCUCUGGUCUUUCCAGGCACUAGGCAUGCACAGAGACUUACAUGCAUGCAAAACACCCAUAUAUAUGGAAGAACAUGAGAUAUUCUUUUACUAAUAACAGUUCUCACUAUAAAGCACACACAAAAAAAUUAGAUUUGGCAUCUUCUGAAAACUUGAUCCUUCUGACUCUCUUCAUGCCUCUAGAGCAGCAUUACAAAAAUGAUCUGAAAGGUUGGGAUGUAGCUUGGUUAACAGAGACCCAGUCCUGGAUGUGAGCCACAGCACCACCACAUGUAGUGGUGUACACCUGUUAUCUGCCUGGGAGGUGGGGACUAGAAGACCAGGAAUUGAAGGCCAUUCUUAGUUACAUAGAGGCCAGUCUUAGCUACACAAUACCCUUCCUUAAAAAAACAAACAAACAAAUGCAGGGCAGUGGAGGCACACGCCUUUAAUCUCAUCACUCAGGAGGCAGAGGCAGGAGGAUCUCUGUGAGUUUGAGGCCAGCCAGGUCUACAAAGUGAAUUCCAGGAAAGCCAAGGUUGUUACUAGAGAAACCCUAUCUCAAAACAAAACAAAAAACCCAAAACCAAACCAAAACAAAUAACCAAACAAAUAAAAAGAGAUACAUUUAUAAAACAAAAAUUACUGGAAAAGGGGAAUUAAAAAAACAGCCAAGAGCCAGGCAUGGUUGUGCACUCCUUUAAUCCCAGCACUGGGGAGGCAGAGGCAGGUGGAUCUCUGUUUGAGGCCAGCUUAGUCUACAGAGUUCCAGGACAGCCAAAGAAACUGUCUAGAAAAACCAAAAAGCCAUGCAACAAUACAGCUCUGGAUGGUACAUUUACAGAUAUUAAUCUGCGUUCCAUGCUUGUAAAUGCUUACUCUUUUUUAAAUGUCUUGGCUCGUAACCAAGCGAAGGGUCUGCAGACUGACACUAACUAAUGAAUUAGACUUUUGGUGGCAUUGUUCUAGAAUAAUCAAAGCUAAACUGAACCUCAUAAAGUCAAAACAAUGGUAGGAAGCAUUGGUCUUAGUCAGGAGUCACCGGAUGGCCACCUAGUGGCCUCUUUCUAGCCUUAAACAUAAUGCUGGCCCCCAAACCACUCAUGGGUCAGUGUUUCUAGGGUCAAAUUCACAAUCCUUUAGCUUAGCAUUCAAGGCUUUCUGGCCUAGUCUCAAACUUUUUUUGGUAGUGCUAUGGAUACUCAGGGCUUUGCUAACAGCAGGCAGGCACUCUAUUGCUCAGCUAUAUUCUCAGCCUUCAGAACAACUUUUCUUCCUUCUUUUUUUUUUUUUUUUUGAGAUAGGGCCUAUCUACAUAGUCCUGGCUGUCCUGGAAUUCACAAUGUAGACUAGGCUGUCCUGAAACUUGAAGAGAUCCGACUGCCUCUGCCUCUCAAGUGUUACGAUUAUCCAACUGAAAUCUGCUUAACGGAGAAAUUUAUUUUUAAGACUUUAACUUCAGCGAACAGUUAAAAGAAGCAUGGCUUAAUGUCUUAGACCAAGUGGACAGGUAAAUCAACUUUUUAACAGUACAUCUGAUGAAAUCAGGUAUUGAGACAUGCUUUAAAUAUAACUCACACACUAGAUUUCAAAUAGUGAGAAAAUGAAUGUAAAACACUAAAUUAGCUGGGUGUUGGUGGCCCACGCCUUUAAUCCUAACGCUCGGGAGGCAGAGCCAGAUAGACCUCUGUGAGUUCGAGGCCAGCCUGGCCUACAUAUCGAGAUCCAGGACAGGCACCAAAACUACAGAGAAACUGUCUCGAAAAACAAACAAACAAAAUUAAACUCUAUUUUAUAUCACAUAUAAUACUGGCAUUAUCUUUAAAUAAGACAUUAAUUUCACAUUUUUAAUGCAACUACUACAAAAUUAUACGUAGCUUAUCUUUCUACCUGAUGUUGGUAGCUUAGGCAACCAUACUCAAAGCUUAGAUACCGCUAUUGAUUCUUCUUUCCCUCACUCCACACUUAAUGACUUAAUGUCUCUUAGCAGGAUCCAUCUGCUUUCUCCAUCUCUACCGCCAUGGCCACGCCACUCCAUUCCCUUCGGCUAUCAAUGACCUCAUCUUCCCAAAGUGGCAGUUAUUUCCCACCAUCCCUCCUUUCUGACCUCCCAUCCCACCAAUUUCACAAACUGCCCUAACUUCUUCGCAGUCAGGGCCUAGCUCAGAUCAAACCGCAGGUGAGCCCACCUCUGACCCAGUGCCAGUACUUAGUCCGCUUUCUCACUUGGAGAACUACUUUAUCCAGUUACAAGUCGCCUGCUCCCCCUCCCCGCCCCUUUUCCAUUGUGAAACUAUUAUGGGACAUUAUCUCUCUUUGUUUUAAAUCUUUAGUCUUCCCUUCAUGCUCUUUGUUGCUACUUUUAUCUUUUCUAGCACACAGAACAGUGUCAGGCAGAGUGGGCGCUCCAACAAAGUGCUGAAUGAAUACAGCUCACUGUUGAUUAGACAGGCUCAGCUUUACGUGGUCAAAGAGGCGUCGCCUUUCCCAGCACACACUCCUCUCUGCUUCUACUCCCAGUGAACACAUUACCAUCCUUCAGGCACUCCUCUGACACACUUGACAGUCACCUUUGACAUCUCUUUCAGACAGUCUCUCAUCCAGUCAAGCAAAUUCUCCAAAUUCUCAACAAGCAGUUGUGAUUUUUCUUCAUUUCUACUUGUGACUACCUCAACCCAAGGCAUUAUGGCCUUCCAAAUUACUAUUUCUCAUGCCUUGGACAUUUUUUGCUGAAUAGUUACAUGACCAGUCAAAAACAUCAAUUCAUUCAUUCAUUCAUUCAUUCACAGGACACUUGAGGCUGUCACUAACCCUCUACAGGUACAUCUCUGGGAAUGCUUAGAAUGAUGUCUUUUUUACUUUGCUUGUCUCUUAAACCUUUGCAUUAUUGUUCCUUUGGCUGGAGGGCCUUCACCAAUUCCCUUACUAACGUGAAUUUGAUUCUUCCUUCCCACGUUAGUGUGUGUGUGAGAUCUCCCUCCAAAAUCACCCCAAAUCCGGCAGCUUUUCUGCCAUUGCAAUCACUGAUGAUGGAUACUCGUUUAUAACCUAUAGCACAAUGAAGGCAAGACUUCUGCGGCAAUCAUUAACUAAAUAUUUACUCCAAAUGUUAUGGGAAGGUGUGACUAUUUAAAAAAAAACAUAACAGCUGGAGAUAUUGGCCAAACCUUUAAUCCCUCCAACUGGGAGGCAGAGGCAGGUGGAUCUUUGUUGAGUUUGAGCUCAGCCAGGUCAACAUUUUGAGUUCUAGGACAGCCAGAGCUUUUACACAGUGAGGCUUUGUCUCAAAAGAAAAACAAAACAAAAACUACAAAAAACCCAAAACAAUAAAGUAUUAAAUCAAAAGAAAAAAAAAACUAUUGCCCCCCACAUAGUGCUUGCUAUGCUUUAUUAGUUAAGUCACACUGACUACAAACUUUCACCAUGUUAGUAAAAAGGGCAAGUGGAGACACAAUGAUUACGUAUUUGAGGGCACGGACGGACGGACGGACACACACACAGAACAAUUUGGAUCUCAUUUAAGCCUUUUUGCUCUUAGGAUAAAUUGCCGGAGGUGUUUCAGAUAUUCCCAUUCCUAGAUGCCGGAUGCCUAAAGUUCCACGGGUAGCGAACUUCCCUGGUGAACAUACCAAAGCGUAACUUUGGAAAUCUCGUGUAAGUUAAAAUUUAUGAGGCUUUUUCUUCACAAAAUCACCAUCUCCCAAUAAAUUUUUGGUACAUUCAAAAUGAAACUCAACGCCGGGCGAAGUAGCGCACGACUUUAAUGUCAGCAAUCCGGAGGCAGAGGCAGGGGGAUCUCUGUUGAGUUCGAGGCCACCCUGGUAUACAAAUUGAGUUCUAGGACAGCCAAGGCUGUUACAGAGAAACUCUGUCUCGAGGAAAAAAAAAAAAAUCUUGAUAUUGCAGGCACGGAGAAAAGACAAACAAACAAACAGCCGGGCGGUGGUGGCGCACGCCUUUAAUCCCAGCACUCGGGAGGCAGAGCCAGGUGGAUCUCUGUGAGUUCGAGGCCAGCCUGGUCUACAGAUCGAGAUCCAUGACAGGCACUUAAAACAACACAGAGAAACCCUGUCUCGAAAAGCCAAAACAAAAAAACCACCCAACAAAAACCGCAGAAUCAUCCUCAUCACACACGACCAGUUUACGCCAGGUGAAGAGGACACAUCUUUUGUUCCUGCACUGACACCUCACACAGCGACUCCGGGUCUACCUUCCACUUAAAGGUAAAUCCUAGGUUCCUAGUGGCCCUUCCGCCUGCCGGGAACCUGCUACGAUACCCCACGGGCAAGUUUAACCUCCAAACGUCCCGCAGUCCCCGCGUUUCACGUGCCACGCCGGGGAGAAAGGACGCUUAGCACACGCACCCCAGUUCCCACACAUGCCGCCCCACGGCUCGGCGCGAACACCCGGCCGCGCACAUGGCCACCGCAGCGCUCACCCCCGCUGCCGCGCAGGCGCCGGGCGAGCCGGGACUUGCGGUCGCCCAGUGGAUCAUUCCGCCGCAGCCUUUGUGUGGCCGAAGGCUAGAAAUGGCUUAUUUCCUUUCUCCCUGUUUAAAGUCAAAACCAGACCCCUUCGUCCCUUUCUCCCGCCGGGACGGGGCCGGGGGAGGGUAGCGGCAGGCCUGCUCCCGGGGGCAGUGGGGCGGAAACCGGCGCGGGCUGGCGAGGCCGCCGCAGGCAUGCUGGGAGCUCGCCCGCCGUGUCCCUCCGCGCCGACGGGGACUUUUCGGUGGGGAUUUUGGGCGCCGACCAGACGCGGCAUUUUCGGAAAAUAGCGCCCUGUGCAGCGAAGCGCUCUGUGUGUGGCGGGGCCGCGUCAGCCCUGCCGGCUCUGAGGCGCCGCGGUCCCCGCACCUCCUCCCGCUGCUCCCCCGCCGCCGCUCCCGAAGCUUUUCCAGAUGUCCCUGGUAGACUUGGGGAAGAAGCUUUUAGAAGCGGCACGAGCAGGUCAAGAUGACGAAGUUCGUAUUUUGAUGGCAAAUGGAGCUCCUUUCACUACCGACUGGCUGGGAACUUCUCCACUUCAUCUGGCCGCACAGUAUGGGCAUUACUCUACCACAGAGGUACUUCUCCGAGCCGGUGUAAGUAGGGAUGCCAGGACCAAAGUGGACCGGACACCACUGCACAUGGCGGCUUCUGAGGGCCAUGCCAGUAUAGUAGAGGUUUUGCUGAAGCAUGGUGCUGACGUCAAUGCAAAGGAUAUGUUAAAGAUGACAGCUCUGCAUUGGGCAACAGAACACAAUCAUCAAGAGGUGGUGGAACUUUUAAUCAAAUAUGGUGCUGAUGUCCACACGCAGAGUAAAUUUUGUAAAACUGCAUUUGAUAUUUCAAUAGACAAUGGAAAUGAAGAUUUAGCAGAGAUAUUACAGAUUGCUAUGCAGAACCAAAUCAACACCAACCCGGAGAGUCCUGACACUGUGACAAUACACACUGCCACACCACAGUUCAUCAUUGGACCUGGAGGGGUGGUGAACCUAACAGAUGAAACAGGAGUAUCUGCUGUCCAGUUUGGGAACUCCUCGACAUCAGUAUUAGCGACAUUAGCUGCCUUAGCUGAAGCGUCUGCCCCGUUGUCCAAUUCUUCAGAAACUCCAGUAGUGGCCACAGAGGAAGUGGUUACCGCAGAAUCUGUGGAUGGUGCAAUUCAGCAAGUAGUUAGCUCAGGGGGUCAGCAAGUCAUCACGAUAGUUACAGAUGGAAUCCAGCUGGGAAACUUGCACUCCAUUCCAACCAGUGGGAUGGGUCAGCCCAUCAUUGUGACCAUGCCUGAUGGACAGCAAGUAUUGACAGUACCAGCAACAGACAUUGCUGAAGAAACUGUAAUCAGUGAGGAGCCACCAGCUAAGAGACAGUGUAUGGAAAUAAUUGAGAACCGGGUGGAAUCUGCAGAAAUUGAAGAGAGAGAAGCACUUCAGAAACAGCUAGACGAGGCGAACCGGGAGGCGCAGAAGUACCGACAGCAGCUGCUCAAGAAGGAGCAGGAGGCGGAGGCCUACAGGCAGAAGCUGGAGGCCAUGACGCGCCUCCAGACCAACAAGGAAGCUGUCUAGCCGCCAUGAACACGUCUUUGAUUUUACCUUUUGUCCAGAAAGAAUGCAGUCUUGAACUGUACACAGUAAGGACACAGCUAUGGGAAUACCGGAUAAUAGAAAAUACUACGCAUUGAUAAUGGGACUUAAGCCAUGAGCUCUGAAUUCUUGUAAUAUAAAACUUUAGAACUUGUGAGAUGUAUUUAAAACUGAAUUCUGUAAAUAGUUUUUGGUUGUUUCUUUUUUUACAGUUACAAAUGAGUUGAUAAAGAUUGUUGAGGAGAUCCAAAAACCACAGUAAGGCACUGUUACAGGCAAUUCUUCUUGAUUUGGGUACAGACUUCAAUUCUCAGAAACAGAAGUUUUAAGGGUGGUGGUUGUUGAUUAGACCAAAUGUGUAAUAAUUAUGGUGGACUGAUGCUGGAAAUUACUCUUUGAAGAGAUUUCUCCCAGGAACUUUUGUACAGCUUUUAAGUUGUCUCAGGUUCUCUGAAAACAUUUUUUAGGAAGCAGAAAUUUUAUAUUUGUUCAAUUUCAGCUACAUGCAAGUAGAUUUACAUGUAUAUGAAGCAAAUAUUUUUAAAAUUUUGUUUGUACAUAUUCUGCAUGUUUUAUGAUUUUAAAAUGCAUCACUUGCUUAGAUAUGUUUCCCACAAAGACGAUGAAAGUUACCAAGAAAUAAAAAAGGCACUACUGUUGUUCUGUUGGUCACUGAAAGUAAGUAAGUUAGCAACUGGUUUUACUGGCAACCAUGACAAUGUUCUUGGAAGGAGCAGCUGGCGAGAGAACUUGAAUCUGCAAAAUCUAUGCUUUUUCAAAAAUUCCAUUGUGGGGACGUGAGACUGUAUUCUGUGCCUUCCAUCAUGAUUUCCACAUGAGCACUUUGAGGCGCUGGAUUUUAAGAUAAUGUUUUUGGCAAACUCAGUGCAUUUGGGUUUCUGAAAUAUUUCAUGGACUUAACUACUCCUCUCCCCACUCCCCACCCCCCGCCCAAGAAAUUAUUCUUAUGGAAAAUUGCUUUUGUAUGUAGAACAGGAACUUUUUGUACUCAGUGAUGCUAUAGUUAUGUCUAAUGUAACUUUCGCUAUUCCCUGGGAAGCUCCAGGUCUAUGUUGCAGCUCGGUCUCAUCACAAUGUUGUCCAUUCUACAGUGUGUGGACAUUUGACAGACUUCCAUUCUGUUUUGUAAAAUGUAACUUCAAGCUCUUUGGUUUUUUGUUUUAUUGCUUUAUGAAAAUGUUUAACCCCAAAACUACUCUAGAUUAUCUGUAUAAAGAACCAAUUACCUUCAAGACUGUACUCUGGCCUCUUUUUCUAUUUUACAAUUAAAUAACUUUCCACAUA
This is a messenger RNA of Peromyscus californicus insignis, 12556 nucleotides long. RefSeq names its product GA binding protein transcription factor subunit beta 1 (gene Gabpb1). Gene Ontology annotation, cellular component: nucleus. The transcript is spliced from 9 exons. Gene Ontology annotation, molecular function: protein binding; transcription cis-regulatory region binding. Bases 10082 to 11233 code for a protein of 383 amino acids. The record is from RefSeq and is a predicted model, not a curated record. Gene Ontology annotation, biological process: positive regulation of transcription by RNA polymerase II. Lineage: Eukaryota; Metazoa; Chordata; Mammalia; Rodentia; Cricetidae.